Molecule: messenger RNA, 4229 nt
Organism: Vigna umbellata (rice bean)
Lineage: Eukaryota; Viridiplantae; Streptophyta; Magnoliopsida; Fabales; Fabaceae
Source: RefSeq, a predicted model, not a curated record
GUCGCCAUUGGAGUUUAUGAUUGGAGUGCAAGUUUGUGAUUUUCUGGUGCAUGUGAGUUGUUGGAUGAUUGACCUACAAUAGGUAUCCCUGGAUUGGUCCUGUUGUUACAAGGUUGUAGUUCUUUCAUUCAAAGGUGUAAAAAUUGGACCUUUGUAAGACGGUGUCGUUUAGUUGUGUGUUUUUGAAUUGCGAGAUUGGAAUGCAUUUAUUAAAUCUCAUCGUAACCUUUACCGUCCUCCAGAAGAAUUGGCGGGAUUGAGUGCAGCAUCACUUUCAUCUCAGGUAUACGCAUUCUUCUCUGCUCUAUGCUCUCUGCGCACUAACCUUUCAAUUUUGUUCCCAACCUCAACAAAAGGAGAUUUUUCUUGCUUUCUUGUAAUUUAUGGGAAGGAAUGCGAUGGAUGGGAACGACACAUGUUGGGACAAAGUCAUUGCAGAAAUGAUUGAAAUGGGUUUCGAGUAUUCGAGCAUAGUCGAAGCCAUUAAAGUAGUGGGUCCAUCUGUUCCCAGCGCUGUGGAACACAUUCUCAAGUCUACUACUGACGAAGCAUCCACUACCCACACCUCCAAUUCGCAUGCCCGCAAUGGGAAUGCUCUCAAAAAGCGACCUUUGCGUAAGUGUUUAGUUCGACAAUCCAAUAUAAUAUUCGCGAACCGUUUCCAUUCCAAUGACGAUGUCAAAGAACACAGGAAGGAACUCCCUCAAUUGGGAAUUAAACCCAAUCCCAGUGUGCUUUCAGAGCCUUUUGAAGCGCAAGAUUUGGAUGUUGAAUCUGAUUGGGAGCAGAAGACUAGUAAUCUGAUGAAAAAGCAUUUUGGUUUUUCAUCUUUGAAGUUUCAGAAGGAAGCCAUCUCUGCCUGGGUUGCUCACAAAGACUGUCUUGUCCUCGCUGCAACAGGAUCCGGGAAAUCUCUGUGCUUUCAGAUUCCUGCAUUGUUGUCUGGGAAAGUGGUGGUUGUGAUUUCGCCCUUGAUAAGCCUCAUGCAUGACCAGUGUUUAAAGCUGACUGGACAUGGGAUCAGUGCGUGCUUUCUUGGCUCCGGGCAACCAGAUAAUACCGUUGAACAGAAAGCAAUGAGAGGAUUGUAUAGUAUAGUGUAUAUUUGCCCAGAGACUGUUCUAAGAUUGAUUCAACCACUGCAGAAGCUUGCAGAAAGUCGUGGUAUUGCUUUAUUUGCAAUUGACGAGGUACACUGUGUUUCGAAUGGGUGCAAAAGGAGAGGAUUUCGUCAGAUUACAAGGCGACUGUCUGUGCUGAGAGAAAAUUUCAGUACAAGCAAGCUAAAAUCCUUAAAAUUUGAUAUACCUUUGAUGGCCUUAACAGCUACAGCUACAAAAAGAGUACGAGAAGACAUUUUAAAAUCAUUGCAAAUGUCAAAAGAAACGAAAGUUUGCCUUACAUCAUUUUUUAGACCUAACUUACGAUUCAUGGUGAGUUUGUUCAUUACUAUAACUUGUAUAUUCUUCUCUGAAUAUAUCAUCUCUUGUUACAAUAGAAAAGAUUCACUGUUGUUUCUUACAGGUAAACAUAUCAAGUAUCAAGGCUUCUUAUGCAAAAGAUUUUCAUCAUUGAUUCAUGUAUAUGGUAGAAAGAAAAAUAUUGAUGAAAAUGAAAAGGUUUUCAUCUCAGAUGAUUCAGAUCAGUUUUCUAAUAGCUCCGAUGCUAGUAGUAUCUCUGAUACAGACAGUGUUUCACCUGAUGACAUGGAUGACAACCAAGAUGAUUAUGCUUAUAGUGAUAUUAAUAUAAUGCACUCAGGAAACUCUGAUGACUUUUUAACUGGGAAAGAACUGUCAAUUGAAUUCCUGGAGAAUGAUAUCGAUGCCUUUCAAAGUGUGGAUAACUUAGAUGUUGCCCGUGGUGACUUCCGUGUGCUACCUCACAAGGAAUUGCAAUUAUCCAAGAACACCAACACACCUAAGAAACCAGAAAGAAGAGUAAAAAUUCAUAAUGAGCCUUUGGAACAAGGACCAACAAUCAUAUAUGUACCCACCAGAAAAGAAACUCUGAGAAUUGCGAAGUACCUAUGCAAGUUUGGUGUGAAGGCAGCUGCUUAUAAUGCAGGGCUUCCCAAAUUGCAUCUAAGAAAGGUUCAAAAAGAGUUUCACGAAAAUAGUUUAGAGGUUAUUGUUGCUACAAUAGCUUUUGGAAUGGGUAUUGACAAAUCAAAUGUCAGAAGAAUCAUCCACUAUGGUUGGCCACAGAGUUUAGAAGCAUACUACCAAGAAGCUGGACGAGCUGGUCGAGAUGGGAAAUUAUCAGAUUGCAUUCUGUAUGCAAACCUAGCAAGCAAGCCGUUUCUUUUGCCUAGUCGAAAAAGUGAAGAUCAGAAAAAACAAGCAUAUAUUAUGUUGUCUGAUUGUUUCAGAUAUGGAAUGAAUACUUCAUGCUGUCGACCAAAGAUUCUCGUUGAAUACUUUGGAGAGGAUUUCAGUCAUCAGAAAUGUCACUUAUGUGAUGUGUGCAUUGAUGGUCCACCUAAAAAGCAGAAUCUAAAAGAGGAGGCCUGUAUUUUUCUGCAAACUAUAGGUGCCCAAAAUCAGGGGCGUAGGGAUUCCAAGGAUUACUCAUAUGACGAUGAUAUACAUUUUGACUACAAUUACAGAGGACAAGGAGAGAGGCCGAAUCUUAGGAUGUUGGUUGAAAAAAUAAGGCAGCAGACUUGUUUUCACUUGAGAAAUGUCCGUAUACAGUUUCAAAAGUUUUCAACCACUGACAUGUUAUGGUGGAGAGGACUUGCUCGAAUUUUGGAAGUUAAAGGAUACAUCAGAGAAGGAGAUGACAAGACCCAUGUUCAGGCAAAAUUCCCGGAAUUUGUGAGGUCCAUGAAUGAGGAAGCUUUCUGGGUUUACCCUGAAGCAGAUAUGUUGCUUGCAAGAAAAUUAACUGAGAAACCAUUUUCCUCAUUCUCAGAAUGGGGAAAGGGUUGGGCUGAUCCUGAGAUCCGUCGCCAGCGCCUAGAAAGAAUGGGAGUGAAGAGAAAGUCAGGGAUGGUGUCAAGCUCCAAAAGGAAACGAAAGAGAAAAGUGCAACAUGAUUUCAGAACUUCUCGUGGCAGACUAACAGCAAAACUCUCAAAAUAUAAGUCUGAGUUAAGAUUUAACUUGGUUAUUGUUGCUACAAUAGCUUUUGGAAUGGGUAUUGACAAAUCAAAUGUCAGAAGAAUCAUCCACUAUGGUUGGCCACAGAGUUUAGAAGCAUACUACCAAGAAGCUGGACGAGCUGGUCGAGAUGGGAAAUUAUCAGAUUGCAUUCUGUAUGCAAACCUAGCAAGCAAGCCGUUUCUUUUGCCUAGUCGAAAAAGUGAAGAUCAGAAAAAACAAGCAUAUAUUAUGUUGUCUGAUUGUUUCAGAUAUGGAAUGAAUACUUCAUGCUGUCGACCAAAGAUUCUCGUUGAAUACUUUGGAGAGGAUUUCAGUCAUCAGAAAUGUCACUUAUGUGAUGUGUGCAUUGAUGGUCCACCUAAAAAGCAGAAUCUAAAAGAGGAGGCCUGUAUUUUUCUGCAAACUAUAGGUGCCCAAAAUCAGGGGCGUAGGGAUUCCAAGGAUUACUCAUAUGACGAUGAUAUACAUUUUGACUACAAUUACAGAGGACAAGGAGAGAGGCCGAAUCUUAGGAUGUUGGUUGAAAAAAUAAGGCAGCAGUUUCAAAAGUUUUCAACCACUGACAUGUUAUGGUGGAGAGGUCUUGCUCGAAUUUUGGAAGUUAAAGGAUACAUCAGAGAAGGAGAUGACGAGACCCAUGUUCAGGCAAAAUUCCCGGAAUUUGUGAGGUCCAUGAAUGAGGAAGCUUUCUGGGUUUACCCUGAAGCAGAUAUGUUGCUUGCAAGAAAAUUAACUGAGAAACCAUUUUCCUCAUUCUCAGAAUGGGGAAAGGGUUGGGCUGAUCCUGAGAUCCGUCGCCAGCGCCUAGAAAGAAUGGGAGUGAAGAGAAAGUCAGGGAUGGUGUCAAGCUCCAAAAGGAAACGAAAGAGAAAAGUGCAACAUGAUUUCAGAACUUCUCGUGGCAGACUAACAGCAAAACUCUCAAAAUAUAAGUGAUCUUUAUCAGCUACUAAUGCGAUGCAUACAAUUUAUCCUGCAAGUGAACCUUUUCAACAUUAGGUGUAAAAUCACGAUCAAACAUUAGUGAUAUUUAUCAGCCACUGAUCCAACAACAUUAAAUGUUUUAACUCUGAAUAUUAUGCGAAUUAUUCAAAAAUAUCGAUCACCAGGUCUGAGUUAAGA